This is a messenger RNA of Dendroctonus ponderosae (mountain pine beetle), 987 nucleotides long. RefSeq names its product cytochrome b5. The transcript has 4 exons. Gene Ontology annotation, cellular component: membrane; intracellular membrane-bounded organelle. Lineage: Eukaryota; Metazoa; Arthropoda; Insecta; Coleoptera; Curculionidae. Gene Ontology annotation, molecular function: heme binding. The record is from RefSeq and is a predicted model, not a curated record. Bases 87 to 449 code for a protein of 120 amino acids.
CAAUCGUGAUAAAUUACUCACUUACCCGCUUUCGGAGAUCAUACAUUGGCACUUACGUUAUCCAUAUAUCAACCAAAGUCGCUAAAAUGGCUGAGGAAGAUCAAAUUAAGUAUUUUACCAUCGAGGAAGUGAAAAUUUAUAAUGGAAAAGACGAUAGUCGUGUGUGGUUCAUCUACAAGGACAUUGUGUAUGAUGUGACUGAUUACUUGGAUGAUCACCCAGGUGGAGGCGAUCUGAUUACCGAAUAUGCUGGCAAGGAUGCCACCAAAGCAUUUGAUGAUUUUGGACAUUCCUCUGAUGCCAAGAAGCAGUUGAAGAAGUACAAAAUUGGAGAGAUUGUUGAAGAGCAACGAAAAGGCAAAAAGAAAGCGGAAGUCAAAACUGUGCCCCCAGAAAAACCGGAAACACGAAGUUGCAUCUCAAUCAUCACCUGUGGACUGUGUGCAUAACAGCAGGCAAACGAAAAGAUCAAAGAAACAUUCCUUAGUUAAGAUUCUAACUGUGAUUUUUAUUAAUUUAUGCGGGCAAAAAUAGAACAAUUUCCAAUUCGAAAGUGACAUUAGUUUUGAGGGCUUUUACUAACGUUUUCAGUGACAAAGCGAUAAUUACUCAAAUAACGUCACUGUAGCUAAUUCGAGAGAUCGAGGGUUUAUAGCGAUAUCGAACACGUAGGAUCGUGGAGCGAUUAUGAAACCAAAUGAAUUGGCGAGACAAUUAGAUUUGCAAUAAAUUAGAUAAUUUCCUCGAUAAUCAUGUACAUUGAUAACCAUAAGUACUAUUGUAAAUGUGUGGGUGCUAUUUAAUCGCUGAUAAUAAAGGGUUUGUUAAUCACUAAUCAAGUCGAUGUACAUUUACCAGAUCAAAUUUAGAAACAACACAAUACUGUCUGGUUGUCCAGUCAGUUAAAUAUUUCUAAACCUAAACUAGUUGUUACCACAUUAACCUUAACAUUAUAUUAAUCAACUUUCCAAUAGAUUAUAAUUUUUU